AUGACACAAUCUCGUCGAGACAAGAAGUUAAAUGGGGCGGACACGUUCGAAAGCUUGUCCGAGGUUUUUCGUUGUUUUAUAUGUAUGGAGAGACUUAAUAAUGCUCGUUUAUGUCCUCACUGCUCGAAAUUGUGUUGCUACAAAUGUAUAAGAAAAUGGAUCACGGAGACACGGUCCCAAUGCCCUCAUUGCCGGGCUUCAUUGCAUAUUUACGAAUUGAUCAAUUGUCGUUGGGCCGAUGAAGUUACUCAACAAUUGGAUAAUUUGCAGUCUCAAGCUAGUUCAUCUAGAUCUGGUGGUGGUCAAAAUGAAGCAUUGGGAGGGUCAUCAACCAGUAACGCAUUAUCGACGUCUAGAACUGAGUUUUGUGAAUUGCAUAAUGAACGUUUGUCUGUAUUUUGUACAACAUGUGGUUAUGCUAUAUGUCAUCAAUGUGCAUUAUUUGAUACUGCUCAUGAACAGCAUUCAUUUCGUCCAUUAGAUGAUGUUUAUAAGGAGCAUGUGAAACAGAUCAAAAACGAAAUGGAUCAAUUUAAACGUAGACAUUUAGAACUAAUAUCAUUAUUUCAAGAUGUUGAGAAAAAUGUACAGGCUGUAAAACAAGCUAAAGAAGAACGUGUUCGAGAAUUACGCAAUGCAGUGGAGUUAAUGGUAGCACGUUUAGAUUCACAAUUAAAAUCAAAACUGGUUACUUUAAUGAGUCAACGUAGCCAAUUAUUUCAGGAAAUUGAAUCACUUGAAAAUCUUUUACAUGAUGUUCAAUAUGCAGUAGAUAUUGCCAAACCAUCUGAAAUGGUCGAACGAUCAUCGGAAAUUUUAGCACUACUUAAUGAUGUACACUGUAAACCAAUGGCUUCAUUUGUUAGUGCACCUGUACCGGCUGAUUUUGUAAGUGAAAUUGUACCUCCUUAUGAAUCCAGUACAUUUACACUUCAGCCUUAUUCAAUCAUGAAGCAAAGAGCUGAUCCUGUAUAUAGCCAACCAUUACAUGUAGGUGGCUUAAGUUGGCGUCUUAAAGUUUAUCCAGACGGUAAUGGCGUUGUACGUGGUAAUUAUUUAUCGGUAUUUUUGGAGCUAUCAGCUGGAUUAUUAGAAGCAUCCAAAUAUGAAUACCGUGUAGAAAUGGUUCAUCAACUAUCUCGCGAUCCUAGUCGCAAUAUUGUCCGUGAAUUCGCUUCUCAUUUUGAAGUUGGCGAAUGUUGGGGUUAUAAUCGUUUCUUCCGUUUGGAUCUAUUAGUUAAUGAAGGCUAUCUAAAUAGUGAAACAGACUCAAUAAUACUUAAGUUUCAGGUAAGAGCACCAACUUACUUUCAAAAAUGUCGGGAUCAAAAUUGGCACAUUUCACAGCUUGAAGCCAAUCAAGGUCAUUGUUUUACACAGUUAGCUGAAUUGAAAGAACGUUUAUCCUCUGAAGUAGCUAAACAAACAAAUAUUGUUGCUGUUGCUACUACUACUACUACUGCCACUACCUCUCCCAAUGCUGCUACUUUUAAUCCUACAAUUGUUACUACAAUCAGUAGUACUUCUGUUACUUGUCCACAGUCAACAGAUUCAUUUGAACCUUCAACUAGUCGGUUGGAUCCCACUUCCUCGUCAACUAGCCAGUCAGAAUUGAUCAUGACAACCUCUCUACUUCAGCUACAACCAUCAUUACCAUUACCAGGACAAUUUGUUAAUGAAUUAAUUAAUAGUUCAAUCAAUGAGUCAAAUGUGAAUGUCACAUCUCUUCCAGAAAUAAAAGAUGAAGAUUGUGCAAAUAUAGACGGAAAUGAUUGCUCAUCUCAGUCUUGUCUAUUAGGCAAUACGAAUAACACUUCUACUAGGAAUCAUUUAGCAAAUAGUGAAAAUCGUACACAGUCACUGCGUAAUGUCAGUGCUAAUAAUAAUAAUAAUAACAGUAAUGGUAAUAAUAAUGAUAUAAUUAAUGACGAGGUCGAUAAUUGCUUGAUGACAGUUAAUAUGUCGAAUUCAAGCACUACGGAUUUCGGCAAUGAAUACGAUCAACAGCUCAAUGAAUUACAAGCGAAUUCAAUUGCCCAAUUAUCGAUUGACAUCUCAGAGCCAUUAUUAAAUUUAAUUUUGACCGCAAAUCAGCAACAACCUGUAAUUAACUCAUCAAUUUUAUCAAGUUUAGAUAUGAGUCAAUUAACUGCUUCAUAUAGUAAUGAUAAUAAUAAUAAUAACGAUGUCAACAGUGACGAAGAUUGCUUGUUUAUUGAUUCAAGUAGAUAUUUUAAUACCAGUGAACAAUUAGUACCCCGUGAAGAUGUUGAUGUAGAAUCUACACAUUUCAGUGAACCAAUCUCUUGCGGUGGCGAUGACGAUGGAGAAUAUGAUGAUGGCAACUGCGAAAAUAACAACAACGACAACCACAAUAACGAUGACGGUGAUGUUGACGACGACGACGAAGAAGAAGAAGACGAAGAAGGAAUAGAUGAUGGCGAUGAAGAUGAAAUGGAUCGAGAUGAUGAUGACGAUGGUAUCGACGACGAUGAGGAGGAGCAAACGAAUAAUGAUGAAGAUAAUGAAGAUGAUAGGCGAACAAAUUCCAGGUCGAAACUUUACAUCUAUGCAAAGUCGAAUAAUGAUAUGGAUAAUAGUUUGAGUGAUGAUGACGAUGUUGAACAGAUUAGGCAAAAUAAACCUGAUUAUGAUAUGCUAUCAAAAACAUCAGAAAUUCAUUCAGAUAAUGAUAGCCUGCAAUCAAGUAUCGAUUCAAAUAAAUUAUUAUUAUUGAAAAGCAAGUUUAUUAAUAAACCAACAAAUUCAUUAAAUAUUUUAAAUUCAAUUAAAGCAUUGACAAAUCUAAAGUCAACUAUUGCUGCAGCCAUAACAACUACUGUUAAUACUGACGAUAGUAUUUUACCAAUGCUAGAAUAUGAAUGUAAUCAUAUCACUGAUGUUGGUAGUGACAUGAACUCAAGUUAUGAUGAUAAUGAAUAUCAUAUUAGGAAUAGAAAUACAACUGAAGAACUUUUAGAAUUGCCCGAUCCACGACCUGCUAAUGGUGCUAUUGAUAAUAACAAUAAUAAUACUAAUAAUGAUAAUGAUAAUAAACGAACAGUAAACCAAACCGCAUGUCAUCCACUAUGGUUUAAAUUAUUUACAAAUGAUAAAUCGAAAUUACAGCUCAAUAAGAUGUCAACAAGUAGAUCCAAUCAUGACCAUAAAUUAAAAUUGUUACAAUGUAACUCCAAAGAGCAAAAUCUAUUGCCUAUUAUUCAAACACAGAUGAUGGACAGCGCGCAUAAUAGUAAUUGUAAUAACAUUAGUAACGGACUUGAUCCGAAUUCGUCUCCUAGAUCAAUUAUUGAUGAAAAGGUGAAUGAAUGUCAUUCCUCUUCAAAUUUUCAGUCGAGAUUAGUUAGUGAAUCAAAUUGGGAAAGGAAAAUAACCAAAGAUCCUAAUGUUUGCAGUGAUACUACUUUAAUUCAGCCUAAAUUAUUUACUUCAUCAUCGUCAUCUUUAUCAUCUUCCAAUUCAUCAUCAUAUGGCAAAACAAUAUCGGAAAGUUAUUUGUUGAAAAAUAAAAAGUUUAAAAGUUUAUCCAAUCAUCGUCUAUCUGAUUUCAAUCAUCAUCGUCAUCAUGAAUAUUUUCCACAAUCUCAAUGUAGUAAAUUAAAACAUUUACCAUAUCAUAAAGACAAUAUAGGAUCAUUGUCAUUAGUAACAACUGACCCAGUUCCAUCAUGCAGUAAUCAUACAUCAGCUUAUGCAACUUCUACACGUGAACAAUCGCAUCAGCUAACUGGAAAUGAUCUACGUAAAGAACUCCUAACUAAUAAACCUGUGUCAACUAAUUUUAAUCAAACUGAGAGUGGUAAUCGUUUGAGAAAAAAUAACAACAAUGCUAGUUCAUCAUUUUCAUCGUCUAUAACAACAAUGAAAUGUCCUAAUCCUUUAAAGUCGAAUAACAUAUACGUCCGCUCGUCAAUCAAUAAUGGUCCAACUAAUCCGAUAAGGACGACGACAACAACAACUCUAUCAGGGCAGAUUAUAAAAAAUCCAAUUCAGCAUUUAGAAAAUGAUAUUGAUGAAGAGACAAUGACAGGAGAUCGUGAUAUCAAUGAACAUGUAUUAAGUAAUCGACGUUUAUGGGAAGAUUCCAAUCCUAAGACUGAUAAUCAUAAUCAUAACGAUAAAAGUAAUCACAACGAUGAAAAGAAAUAUUUUAGUUCGUCGUCAUCAUCAUCGUCAUUUGCAUUAGUCAAUAACCAUGAAAAUGGGAUAUUUGUUAAUCAACCGAAACCUUUAUGCAAUUCACCACGUACUACUACAACAAAAUCCAAAUCUACAACUAGAAUAAUGAAUAGAAUCCAUCAAAAUAAUAAAAAAUGUCAUUCAUUGACUAGUGAUGGCGAUUCAACGCCAGGUAAAUCGACGUUAUCAGAUGAGACCAAUCCUCGUGAUGUGUGCAAUAAACUUCAUUUUCAAACUAAACACAUUCAUGAUAAUUCAGAAUGUGAUCACUUGAAUUAUGAACCCAUGUAUAAUUAUAAACCAAGUUUGUGUCAUACAUCACUGGAACAUCAAAAUGAAGCCAUAAAUUCACUAUUAAAGCCAAAUUUGGAAACUAUGAGCUCCGGUGAAGUUGUACCAAGUAAUUCAGGUGUCAAUUCUCUUCCAUCUCAUUCAAUUGGUCUUCCAGUGCACAACAAAGAAUCAAAUAUUUUAACCAGUGAUUAUCUAAAUGAAACCCAACAAUUGAUAACAGAACCAACAGAUUUAAGUUUGGCCAUGCUGUGUCAUAGAAUCAGUCGAUUACAGACUGAAGCAGAAGCUGUGGUUAAAGCAAUCUCAGCUAAUAGUCACUGUAACAGUGAUUCUAUCAAAAAUAAACAAUCCAUGGAUAAUUUACCGAUUGUCAAUAAACAGUAUGCCAGUUCAGUAAAUGAAGAACAAUCGUUCCAAACUGAUUCAAACAGUAAUACAGUAGAUGGAAUACAGAUUCAUCAAUCAUCGAGGAAAUCUGAUGAAUGUUUCAGUAAAGCUAUCAAUAAGGCUGGACAGUCAAGUCAAAUAAACGGUGUUGAUAACAAUAAUAAUCUUUAUGAUCAAGGUGAUGUUUAA
Molecule: messenger RNA, 5070 nt
Organism: Schistosoma turkestanicum
Lineage: Eukaryota; Metazoa; Platyhelminthes; Trematoda; Strigeidida; Schistosomatidae
Source: the annotation of a GenBank genome assembly